Messenger RNA from Ananas comosus (pineapple), 1408 nucleotides. RefSeq names its product protein WVD2-like 3. The transcript has 7 exons. NCBI's taxonomy places the organism in Eukaryota, Viridiplantae, Streptophyta, Magnoliopsida, Poales, Bromeliaceae. Gene Ontology annotation, biological process: microtubule cytoskeleton organization. Bases 291 to 1247 code for a protein of 318 amino acids. Gene Ontology annotation, molecular function: microtubule binding. The record is from RefSeq and is a predicted model, not a curated record.
GCGCGACCGCACGUUUGCGCUCGUGCGGGGAGAGGGGCCGCGACGAGAGAGGCGACGAGAGCGGGAGAGGGCGAAUUAUAAAUAGCUAACCCUAAACAAAGGAAAUAAGAAAAAAAAAAAAGGGGAAAAAUCGUUGGGAUUAUUACGAGGGGUUCGACGUGUAUCUCUCCCUCGGAUCGUGGGUUUGAAGGGGAGGGUACACAUAAUCUACUCCUUUUGACUCUGGAAAAGAAUAUUGCAUACAUUCCGUGCGCAUAUUUGUAGUCAAGGUUGUAAAAUUUUGAAGUAUCAUGAUGUUCGAUCAGAUGGGGAAGGAUGUUAAAGAAAUGUCUAGAGGUGAAGAGUCGGAUUGUGUAGCUAUACGUGCACCUGGUGACGACAUUGAUCGAACCAACGAAGCUAUGGAUGACAGCCGAGAUGAAAUUUCUCAUAGUGGGCAAGAGGUACCGCGCAUUAGAAGAUCAUUACGCUCUAACUACACUGUUCCUCAGCCAUUUUCUCUCGCGACUGAAAAGAGGGCUUUGGUCGGACAUCGGGCUUUUGUCGCCGAUGCUGCUGCUAAUGGGGAAAAGCUUGCAAAUUCAAACAGCUCGCAAUUGGCAGGCCCGAUGAAGAAGACUCAGAGUAACUCACCCGUUGCAAAUAGGAAGCCCUUGCAACCUGAUAAUAAAAUGCACCAAGAUGAAGAGGAUUCUUGCUCCAUUGCUUCAUCGAACACUACUUCGAUAAGAGCUAGUAAAACUAGGCCAAUCAUACCAAUGGCGCCAGUUUUUAGAUGCAGUGAACGUGCUGAGAAGAGGAAAGAGUUUUAUUCCAAGUUAGAAGAGAAGCAGCAAGCUUUGGAGGCAGAGAGAACUCAAUCAGAAUCUAAGACGAGGGAAGAGGAAGAGGCAGCUAUAAAACAACUGAGAAAGAGCUUGAACUUCAAGGCAACACCAAUGCCAAGCUUUUAUCAUGAGGAACCUCCGAAGGUUGAACUUAAGAAGACUCCUACUACUCGAGCCAAAUCGCCCAAGUUAGGCCGGAGGAAGAGCUGUGAUGGUGUGGCCAAUCUGUCAGGAGAUAAUGCUUUUGGCUCAUGCGGUCAGUUGGAACGUCACAGCACGGGGAGCUGCAAAGAAGCGUACAAGUUACGGACUCAUUCCGAGACUCAGAAAGAAGGGACCAAAACAGGUAGGGAGAAUUCGAAGCUCCUUGCAAAUGAGGCAGCGGGAUCGACGGCUACAGAUAUUAUUGUUCAGCAUUGAAUUCUUAAUUGUUCUCUUUUUCCCCUAAAAAGAAAAAAAAAAAAAGAACUCUUGCAUGAAAUUUAUUUGUUGUGUAAUAUUUUGUGGCGAGCCUUGUGGGAAACUGUGAUUUGUAACCUUAUGACUUGAAAUGUUAAUAGAAUUGUGCUUUUAUAUGUAAA